UAUAUACGUGUAUAUAUACUCAUCGAAUUGAUAUUACCGACUACUGUACUUUUAUACAUGCUUUUCGAAAUACCAGUUGUUGGUUGGAUCUCUCCAAAGUUUCUUUACAAGCUUAGUUUUAUGCUAAUGAUAAUAUAGGUGGCGGAAUUGUCACUUUCACUCGAUAGUCUUCUGACAUCUCUUUCUGUAAAACAUUUCAAACAUGAUUUUAUUGUAGUGUUUAGUAAAGUGAGAUUCCUGUCAAUUAUUAUGAACGCGAUCACUUUUAUCGCGAUAGUAUUUUUCGCCGAAUUAUGUUGCGGCACUUUGUCACCACCGACAAAAAAAAUCAAGAAAGAUAAGGGCAAGACCAGCAAAAUAAACAAGGGUCCUUUUGAUCAAAAUGUCUUUCAACGAAACUUGUUAGUGGAAAACCCCAAACAACAGGACAUUCUUCGCGAAUCUGGUCAAUAUUUUCAGGACACAAGACACAGAAGAUUUCAACAAGAUGUCUUGGGAUAUUGUACACCUUGGAAUGGAAAUGGAUUUGAAAUAUCAAAAAUAUUCCAUGGCAAGUUCACCAUGAUAUCGCCUGUAUGGUUGUCUAUUCCAUUUGGCAAUACUUCAAAUUAUCAAUUGUCUGUUCAUUCUGUGCAAACCAAAUGGAUAAAAGAGAUGAAGAAUUAUAACAGCGCUAAUCAUAGUGUCAAAAUUCUACCUAGGGUAAUGUUCGAACAUUGGUCACUAAAUGAUAUUAUUAAGAUACAUAGCAGUACAGAGAAUCAAGCUCAAUUAAUAGUGUCUCUCUUAGAUGCUGCCCAGACGUUCCAUUUCGAUGGAUACGUUCUAGAAAUGUGGAAUCAGUUUGUGUACGCGGGCGCAAAUCUGCCAACUGUUACUUCCAUAGCCAGAUUUAUAGCCCAGAAAUUGAAGAAACACAAUCUAGAUAUUGUAUUAGCAAUCCCACCGUCUAGAAGUGCUCAAGUUGAAUUGUUUGCGAAGCAGCAGUUCGACGAACUUGCGCCAUACGUAAAAGCUUUUUCGCUGAUGACUUACGAUUAUUCGAGCAUUCAACGACCAGGCCCGAACAGUCCUCUCGAUUGGGCCAGACAGUGCGUGGAACUGUUAGUACCAAGAAAAAAUGAUCCUAGACGAUCUCAAGUUCUGUUAGGUAUUAAUUUUUACGGAUACAAUUACACUCCGGAAGGUGGCAGAGCGAUACUUGCGUCCGAAUACUUGGACAUAUUAAAGUCUUUCAAAGGGAAGAUUCAGUGGGACGAGAAAAGUAAAGAACACUUCUUUGAGGCAAAAUUACCUAUAGGAAACGGCUACGUUUUCUAUCCUACGUUGCACUCGAUUAAGUAUCGUCUGGAUCUCGCCGAGGAACUGGGCACGGGAAUUUCCAUUUGGGAAUUAGGUCAAGGAUUAAAUUAUUUUUACGAUCUGUUGUAAAACCUCACAUAUUGAAUAACAUUUUCUAUUUUAUAAUAUAUAUAAUCAGUAUUUUGGUCUACAUUAUCCUAUGUACAGAACAAGAUAUGUUUUGUUGUUAAAAAUAAAAAUACGUUUCAGUAUUCA
Pseudomyrmex gracilis is the source of this 1557-nucleotide messenger RNA. Its product is annotated as chitinase domain-containing protein 1. Gene Ontology annotation, molecular function: oligosaccharide binding; chitin binding. Gene Ontology annotation, cellular component: extracellular region. The record is from RefSeq and is a predicted model, not a curated record. Bases 250 to 1431 code for a protein of 393 amino acids. Gene Ontology annotation, biological process: carbohydrate metabolic process. Lineage: Eukaryota; Metazoa; Arthropoda; Insecta; Hymenoptera; Formicidae. The transcript has 7 exons.